AUGGCUGUUCUUUUCUGUAUGGUUGCAUUUACCGGUUGGACGUGGGAUGCCUUCGACUUCUUCACGGUCUCCCUAACUACCACCCAGCUAGCCAAAACUUUCGACAAAACCGAAUGGUUUCCCAGCAUAAUUGCCAGCGGACGGUAUUUAGGCCUCUUGCCUGAGACGACGAAGGGAGCCGAUACCAUCCAUUGGGUUCCUGUGGAUAUCUUUGCGCAAACCGUCAUGGAGUUGACCAACAACGCCCAGAACACGUCUCCCUCUCCCAACAGUCUACAACGUCGUGAACCCACGGUCCAACCAAUGGAGUCUCCUUCUCUCCGCUAUCAUCGCUUAUUUUGA
Messenger RNA from Penicillium argentinense, 342 nucleotides. RefSeq lists its product as uncharacterized. Lineage: Eukaryota; Fungi; Ascomycota; Eurotiomycetes; Eurotiales; Aspergillaceae. The coding region runs from base 1 to 342 and encodes 113 amino acids. The record is from RefSeq and is a predicted model, not a curated record. The transcript has 3 exons.